Fusarium sp. VM40 is the source of this 618-nucleotide messenger RNA. The record is from the annotation of a GenBank genome assembly. Lineage: Eukaryota; Fungi; Ascomycota; Sordariomycetes; Hypocreales; Nectriaceae.
AUGCCAUACGGGUCUCGCGUCGCCGAUACUGAGUCAUCCCGAACAACAGCGCAUAACUCAGAACCAGAGCUGCCUAUGCCCUUGAUCGAGAAAAAUCCACCUCAGCUUGGUCCUCUUCCCGACCUGUCCGACUGCAACCUGGAAAGAUCAUCGACUUUACGAGCCUGUAUAGAGAAGCCAUCGGAUGAUUUUGAUGUUAAACACACAUCCUUAUGUCAUCUCUCAAAGACCGACACAUGCCAGCGUGAGCCUAUUCAACCAAGAAUACUGGCACAGUCAUAUACUUCUCGGCCCAAAUCCUCCGGACCUCUUCGCUACGGGUGCGAGCCCAGAGAUGGCCCUCUUUGUGCUUCAAAUCAUCAUGCUUCUGCUCCCGACAAGCCUUCGAGUGUCGAAGACGUUAAGCAAAGCACGGACCAGGAGUCACUGUCGCGGUCUACCUCUAUCACAACUAUCCAGUUGCCCCCAAGUGUGCUCGAAAAGCCGGCUCUGUCUGAAGAAGAAUGCCUCGUCUUCGCCACGGCACAACCCAUAGCAAAACCAGCUCCUCGACUGCAGCUUUCGGACCGAUACUCUAGUCUAGACAGCACUUUAAUAUAUUCAGUAGCGGCUGAAUGA